UAUUUUUUUCCCUUUGCACCUGCCAAGUAGGCACAGUUGGUUACUUUCGCAAAGGAAGAUUCUACAGAAACUGGGGGACUUGGCUGCUUAAGUCAGUUUUCUAAGCUCCCUUUCAAGCAGUGUGGUUCUCUUGAAUUAUGCCCCCUCUGGAGUUUGCGGGGAAACUAAACUGAUUCCCUCAAAGUCAUCAAAAUUUCCCUGGAAAGCGUGCAUCUGGAUCCAGGCUGGUGUGGAUGUGCUGGCCUGUGUAUCUGUCUAUCCCCAGCAGUGAUGGCAAAGACACAUUUUCAAGAUGACUUUCUGCCUAGCUGCUUCAUCAUCCUCAUCUUCCUGCAGCUGCUGCCCGCUGUCAUACAUGGAAACGGAAAUACCAGUUUUGAAGUCAUUGGACCUGAUGACGCUAUUCUGGCCAUGCUGGGGGAAGACACAGAGUUAUCAUGCCAUCUGUCCCCCAGUAUCAGUGCCAAGGACAUGGAGUUGAGAUGGUACAGGGACAACUUCUCCGACGCCGUAUUUGUGUAUGAGAAAGGGGAGGAUGUGUACGAAGAGCAGAUGGAAGAGUACCAAGGAAGAACAACUUUUGUGAGAGACUACAUCACCAAGGGCAAAGCUGCAGUGAGGAUACACAAUGUCACCGUGUUUGAUAAUGGGACAUAUCGUUGCUAUUUCAAAGGCGGCACGUACAAUAGGGAAGCCACACUGCAGCUGAAGGUGGCAGGACAGGGCUUACCACCCAGAGUCAGAUUGAGAGGUGACAAGGAUGAAAGUGUCCAGGCAGAGUGCACCUCAGCUGGCUGGUACCCUCAGCCCCAGGUGGAGUGGAGAGAUUUCAGGGGAAACACAAUAGCUUCUGUGACCAAUCUGUCUGUGUCGGCUACAAGUGGGCUCUUUGCUGUGGUAUCCAGUGUGGUGGUCAAGCACAGGGCUACGGAAGGCCUCUCUUGCUCCAUUGCCAACCCCCUUCUCCCUGAGAUUAAAGUAACUGCGAGCCAUCUACCAGCUUUCUUCUCUGGAAGGUCCUGGCCCACGGUGUGGAGAAUAUCCUUGCCUCUGAUCCUUGUGGCACUGGGAGUUGUAGUAGCUGGAGCCAUCUGCGUAUUCUGGAAAAAGAAAAGGGACAUAGAAGAGGAGCAGCAAGAUAGCAGCGACAACGGUGGGCAGGGAAAAAGGGACAUAUGUGCUGUGUAUACAUGUGUGCUCAUGUAUGUGCAUGCAUGUGAGCAUGUGUGCACAUGUGCAUGUGUGCAUGCAUGUGUGUCUGUGUCUGUAUUCCCUUGCGUUCCAGAGUGCAGAAAUGCUCUGUUAUAUGCCAAUGAGUCACAGCCACAUCCUUGUGAAAAUCAAGCUUUGGCUGCCCUGAGAGACCUUAGCUCCUUCUUUUUUAUUUUCUGA
Messenger RNA from Trichechus manatus latirostris (Florida manatee), 1392 nucleotides. Its product is annotated as Butyrophilin-like protein 10. Gene Ontology annotation, biological process: T cell receptor signaling pathway; regulation of cytokine production. The record is from RefSeq and is a predicted model, not a curated record. Gene Ontology annotation, cellular component: external side of plasma membrane. Gene Ontology annotation, molecular function: signaling receptor binding. NCBI's taxonomy places the organism in Eukaryota, Metazoa, Chordata, Mammalia, Sirenia, Trichechidae.